AUGGUAGCUUGUGAAGUUGGUCCUCUAUUCUUAAAGGCCGUUGAUUGCUCAGGAGAGGUAAAGGAUAAAGACUUUAUUGCUAGUUUGUUGAAUGAUGCCAUUGAAGAAGUUGGAGAUGACAAAUUUGUUGUACAAAUUCUGACUGAUAAUGCAAGCAAUUGCAAGGCCGCUGGAGAACUUAUAGAGGGUAGAUAUCCACAUAUAUUUUGGACACCAUGCAUUGUUCACACUCUUAACCUUGCUCUUAAAAACAUUUGUAAUGCUAAAAAUGUUUCAAACAAUGAGGAGGUUUAUGAUGAGUGUCAUUGGAUAACUGAAGUUCAUGGAGAUGCUUUAUUUAUCAAAAACUACAUAAUGAACCAUUCAAUGAUGUUAGCUAUAUUUAAUAAGUUCUCUCCAUUAAAGCUUCUUUCUGUCGGUGAUACUCGCUUCGCUUCGGUAGUUGUCAUGCUAAAGAGGAUGAAACUUCUUAAACCAACUCUUCAAUCCAUGGUUGUUAGUGAGGCUUGGUCCACAUAUCGUGAUGAUCAUCGUGGAAAAGCUACACUUGUGAGGGAAAAGAUUUUAAAUGACGAUUGGUGGGACAACGUUGAUUACAUCCUUGAUUUUACUCGUCCCAUUUAUGAAAUGAUAAGAGCAUGUGAUACCGACAAAGCAUCCCUUCAUCUAGUAUAUGAAAAAUGGGAUUCAAUGAUUUCAAAGGUGAAGGAGAUCAUAUAUAACCUUGAGCAUAAACAAAGGCAUGAGUAUUCUUCUUUCUUUAGUGUGGUCGAAACAAUACUUCUUAGCCGUUGGAAGAAAAGCAACACUCCACUUCAUUGUUUGGCACAUUCUUUGAAUCCAAGGUAUUAUAGUGACGUGUGGCUUAAAGAGGUCCCCGGUAGAGUUGCUCCACAUGUUGACAAUGAAAUUUCCACACAAAGAUUUAAUUGCUUCAGAAGAUUGUUUCAAAACUUGGAAGAUAGAAGAAAGGUUAAUAUGGAGUAUUCUAUUUUCUCGGCAAGAGAUGGUGGUGUAUUUACCGAACCGGAGUGCUUGAAUGAUAUGUACAUGAUGGCUCCAAAGCAUUGGUGGGCAACUUAUGGCUCACAAGUUCCGAUGCUUCAAGCAUUAGCAUUCAAGUUGUUAGGACAACCAUCAUCUUCCUCUUGUUGUGAGAGGAAUUGGAGCACAUAUAAAUUCAUUCAUUCAUGUACUAGAAACAAACUUGCACUAAAACGUGCUCAAGAUUUGGUGUACAUUCAUAACAAUCUUCGUUUGCUUUCAAGGAGAGGUGAGGCUUAUAACAAGGGAAGAACAAGGUUGUGGGAUGUUGGAGGAGAUGACUUUGGAAAUCUAGAAGAUUCUAUUUGCCUUGGCAUGGCGGAUCUUUCUCUUGAUGAGCCCGAGUUGGAAACUACUUUUGUAGCGGAGGAUGAUGAUGGAUGUCAUAUGGAUGAUAUGUGA
Messenger RNA from Amaranthus tricolor (Joseph's coat), 1446 nucleotides. RefSeq lists its product as uncharacterized. The record is from RefSeq and is a predicted model, not a curated record. Bases 1 to 1446 code for a protein of 481 amino acids. Lineage: Eukaryota; Viridiplantae; Streptophyta; Magnoliopsida; Caryophyllales; Amaranthaceae. Gene Ontology annotation, molecular function: protein dimerization activity. The transcript has 2 exons.